Messenger RNA from Plasmodium malariae, 813 nucleotides. RefSeq names its product proteasome subunit beta type-7, putative. Gene Ontology annotation, cellular component: proteasome core complex. The coding region runs from base 1 to 813 and encodes 270 amino acids. Gene Ontology annotation, molecular function: threonine-type endopeptidase activity. The transcript has a single exon. The record is from RefSeq and is a predicted model, not a curated record. Lineage: Eukaryota; Apicomplexa; Aconoidasida; Haemosporida; Plasmodiidae.
AUGAAACUGGAAUAUAUAAAUGUUCUAAAAGAAGAAAACGGAGGAUAUAAUUUUGAAAAUCUAAGAAGAAAUGAAAUUUUAAAAGAAAAAGGAAUAACAUUUCCCCAGUUUCGUAAAACAGGAACAACUAUAUGUGGACUUAUUUGUCAAAAUGCAGUUAUUUUGGGAGCUGAUACAAGAGCAACAGAAGGACCGAUAGUUGCUGAUAAAAAUUGUAGUAAAUUACAUUUUAUAAGUAAAAAUAUCUACUGCGCAGGUGCAGGUGUAGCUGGUGAUUUAGAACAUACUACUUUAUGGUUACAACAUAAUGUUGAAUUGCAUCGUUUAAAUACCAACUCACAACCAAGAGUAGCCAUGUGUGUAUCAAGGUUAACUCAAGAAUUAUUUAAAUAUCAAGGAUACAAAGUAUGUGCAAUAGUAUUAGGUGGAGUUGAUGUUACUGGACCACAAUUAUAUGGUAUACAUCCUCACGGAUCUUCAUGUUUAUUACCUUUUACUGCCUUAGGAUCAGGAUCUCUAAGUGCUAUGGCUGUGUUAGAAGCAAAGUAUAGGGAUAAUAUGACCAUAGAUGAAGGAAAAGAACUUGUGUGUGAAGCUAUAUGUGCAGGUAUAUUUAAUGAUUUAGGUUCUGGUGGAAAUGUAGACAUAUGUAUAAUAACAAAAGAUGGUUCGCAACAUUUGAGAUCAUAUAAGCAACCAAAUGUUCGAUUAUAUCAUUUACCUCAUCCAACCAUUUACCCAAAAGGAACUACACCUGUUUUGUGUGAAAAAAUUGAAAAUAUAAAAAAAUACAUUACUGUGGAAGACUCGUAG